Macrosiphum euphorbiae (potato aphid) is the source of this 231-nucleotide messenger RNA. NCBI's taxonomy places the organism in Eukaryota, Metazoa, Arthropoda, Insecta, Hemiptera, Aphididae. The record is from the annotation of a GenBank genome assembly.
AUGGCUAAAAUAAUGACUGUCAAUGAUAUUGAGAAUAAUUUUAUUGAUUCAAGUGAUGAAGUUGAUAAUGAUAUUCCAGACAUCAACAAUGAAGAUGUUGAAGAUGAUGACAGCCAGAAAGACAGUGAUGAUGAGUACCUUAAUGAUGGAACAUCAAUAGCUAAUGAAGACAUUGAGAAUGAACUCUUUUUUGACUUAUUUAAUACAGGUAAAUUCAUUAUAAGAAUCUAG